CCCUCGUAGCAGCAGAUAAACCCCUCAUGCCCAACAACACAUUACAAAACCCUAAACCCUAGCUUCCUCAAUAACACUCUUCGUUGUAACGGCGAUACAUUGAACUCGUAUCAGCCCUAAAAAUGUCUUUGUAUUUGCUGUACGAGUUUGCUUCAGGAUACGCAUUGUUUAAUUGCCACGGAAUCGAUGAAAUCGGGCAGAACUCGGAAGCGGCGCGUAACUCGGUCGCGGACCUCACUCGGUUCGGCAAGGUUGUUCAACUCGUUGCGUUUAAUCCGUUUGAGUCAGCGCUCGAUGCUCUCAAUCAAAUUAGCGCUGUCUCCGAAGGUCAAAUGACUGAGGAGUUGCAGAACUUUUUGUCACUAAAUUUUCCCAGUGUUGGGAAGAAGCCUAAAUUCAGUUUAGGCGUAUCUGAACCUAAGCUUGGUUCACAUAUCUUUGAAGUAACAAAAAUCCCCUGUCAGAGCAAUGAGUUUGUUCUCGAGCUUCUGCGUGGUGUACGCUUGCAUAUUGAUAGGUUCAUUGAGAAUCUCAAGCCUGGUGACUUGGAGAAGGCCCAGCUUGGUCUUGGCCACAGCUAUAGCAGAGCAAAGGUCAAGUUUAACGUAAACAGGGUUGACAAUAUGGUUAUUCAAGCCAUAUUUCUUCUUGAUACUCUUGAUAAAGAUGUUAACUCCUUUUCCAUGAGAGUCAGAGAAUGGUAUUCAUGGCAUUUUCCUGAGCUAGUGAAAAUUGUCAAUGACAAUUAUCUUUAUGCCAAAGUUGCUAAAUAUGUGGACAAUAAAUCCGAGUUGUCAGAAGAUAAAUUACCUGGUUUGAUCGACUUGGUUGGUGAUGAAGACAAAGCAAAGGAAAUUGUAGAAGCUGCCAAAGCCUCAAUGGGGCAAGAUUUGUCUCCUGUUGACUUGAUAAAUGUCAAAUUAUUUGCCCAGAGGGUAAUGGACCUUGCAGAGUACAGGAAAAAGCUGUAUGACUAUCUGGUUGCGAAAAUGAGUGAUAUAGCACCUAAUUUGGCUGCUCUGAUUGGUGAAGUUGUUGGAGCUCGGUUGAUAUCACAUGCCGGCAGUCUGACAAAUCUGGCAAAGUGCCCUUCUUCUACCCUUCAGAUCCUGGGGGCAGAGAAGGCACUUUUCAGGGCAUUAAAAACACGCGGCAAUACACCAAAGUAUGGCCUUAUAUUCCAUUCUUCUUUUAUUGGCCGGGCAUCAGCACGUAACAAAGGUCGAAUGGCUCGCUAUCUUGCCAACAAGUGCUCAAUUGCCUCUCGGAUUGACUGUUUCUUAGACAAAAAUACCACUGCUUUUGGGGACAAGCUACGAGAGCAAGUUGAGGAACGAUUGGACUUUUAUGACAAGGGGGUUGCACCACGCAAAAACAUAGAUGUGAUGAAAGUUGCUAUUGGUAACGUCGAUAAGGAAGCUGGUGCGGAGGAGGAUGUAAAUGGAGCAACUGCCAAAUCCUCAGCAAAAAAGACCAAGAAAAAGAAAUCUACAGAUAUGGAUGUGGAUGAGGAUGAAGCUGCGGAGGACGUGAAUGGAACACCUGUAAAGCCUUCAGCAAAGAAAAGCAAGAAAAAGAAAUCCUCAGAAAUGGAUGUUGAAGAAACACCCGUGCAACCUUCAACAAAGAAAAGCAAGAAAAAGAAAUCCACAGAAAUGGAUGUGGAUGAAGCCCCUACUGAACCUUCUACAAAGAAAAGCAAAAAGACAAAAUCCAAAGAUUCCAUCAGCAACGGUGAUGUGGCUACAAACGGAGACAGUACUGCAAAGAAGAAAAAGAGUAGAAAAUCGGACUAAAACUUUUGAGCACUUUUUAGUUCUGUUUUGAGCCGGCGAAAACUGAGGUUAAUGAAUAUGUUCCUUCCAAGGUUUGUGUUUCCGGCUGUAGGUUUUGUCAAGGUUGUUUUCUUUUGUUCAACUAAACGAUCCUAGUAAUAUUGAUUUCUUUUAAUA
Messenger RNA from Daucus carota subsp. sativus, 1952 nucleotides. RefSeq names its product nucleolar protein 56. The record is from RefSeq and is a predicted model, not a curated record. Gene Ontology annotation, cellular component: small-subunit processome; box C/D methylation guide snoRNP complex. Gene Ontology annotation, molecular function: snoRNA binding. Lineage: Eukaryota; Viridiplantae; Streptophyta; Magnoliopsida; Apiales; Apiaceae. The transcript is spliced from 8 exons. Bases 123 to 1796 code for a protein of 557 amino acids.